CGCUUGCGCCCGACAGCCUGUUACAGGCUCCACUCGGGAGAGAUCAUUGUCUUUGUUUCUUGCAUCACCUCCUCACUCGGAGCGACGUGGUCGGUUACGCCCUAAACUCGGUCACGGGGUGGGUGGUGGUGGGGGGGUCGGCUCAGGAUUCCAAAGUUCAGCCAGCUAGCAGCAACAGCGUCAGCAGCCUCGAUCGAGUGAUGUCGACACACUUGCUUCGGACUUUGUCAAAACAAUGCUAGUUGCCGUCAGGCGGGCCGGCGUAGACGGCUGAGUGUGGGAUGCACGCACGCGCAGGGCUGUCAUGACAGAAGGGGUCUAAAGCCAAGAAUUUCGGAAGCGCCUCCCGUUCACCUUGCCGCAAGACGUCUCACGCUGUAGGCAGGUGACUGGCGGUCGCUCGCAUUCCAAGAGUCCGUGCGGCCGACGCACCGUGAAGCGUGCCGAGAGUUGCACCGCGUUAGAUAUCCACCAUACCGUCAUCGUCGUCAUUCACGGUCAUGGGUAUCAGCAAAGAGCUGCAGCGGGACGACGCCAAGGUCGGCGGCAAGGGCUUUAAGAAGCUGUUCUCGCUGCGCCGAGCCAAGAAGGGUAGAGAGAAGCAGCGAGAGGAGCAGGCGCAGGUGGAGGAGCAGGUGGAGGAGCAGGUGGAGGAGGAGGAGGGGGAGGAGGAGGAGAGUGGAUCUCGAGGGCUCGAGAACAGCGCAUUCGCUCCGCGGGACCGUGAGCUCGGGGGAGACGCGGGGCAGCCCGGCUGGCAGGCGGUCUGGGCUGACGGCUUCCACGGGCAGGGCACCCCCGGGGGUGCUCGGGCCAGGCUGGGCAACAUCGCCGCGCUGCCCGACAGGUACGAGCAGCUGGUGACGGACGAGGAGAAGGAGGAGAGGAGGCGGAUGAAGAAAGAGAAGCACAAGAAGUACAGGAAGAACGUGGGCCGGGCCCUGCGGCGUGGCUGGACCUACUUCGUCACGGGCCUCACCUCGGCCACCAAUUUCUACGUCUCUCCGUGGGCGGCCGCCUCCGUCAUAAGGACGUCCCGCUAGUGGCCUGCGACCUCCACCCACCCACCCACCUCAACCGGACGUCGCCUUCACUUCCAUUGCUCCAACGGUCAACGAUCCACUUGCGGGCAGUUGGGGUGAGCGUCCGACACCGGAGGAGGAUUACUGAAGGGGCGUCAGUGGCUCACUCCUGCGAGAAGUUCCAUAAUCAGCCCGCGUCUUUGCCAAAGCAUUGAAAUGUGUUUUACAGAAUGCAAUGAAUUGAUGAAAAAAAAUCACCGCAGCUUUGUUUUUUCACCCUGCCAUUCGCAUGCAAGGGUGGCACACAUCUUAGCUCAAAACGAUGAUUAACGAACGCUUAAAAUGUUGUGGCAGAGGAAGGUGAGGUUAACGCUCGUGUCCGAGUACUGGGCCAGGCCUGGUCAGAUUCUGCGGUUGAGUGUGGACGGGCACUUGGUUUCUAGUGUGCGGUGAGUUACGUGGUCUCAGCCCGUUCUCCAAUGCACAAACACUGUACAGUAUUUCGUCUUUCGCUUAAUUUGGUUUAACAUUUCUGUGUUUUGCUAAAGCGCACAAAUAAAACACUGUGCUGUGUAUGAGAUGAAGGGGGUGAGUGGUGGCGCAGUGGUUGUGUCGCACUGCAAUACGACGAUGAACCCAGCAAGUUCGAGUUUGAUUCCCGGCUGGGGUGCUACAUACCAUACUAUGGGUAUAGCUGUGGCUUAAACAGCACCGCACAGACUAAAAACGAAUACAUUUUUAUUGUUUUAUUUCAUACGUAGGCUUUCACGACGGACACUACGAUUCAUCAUUAGUUUCUUUUGGGUUAGGUCGCAGUGAAGAAAUGUGUCGUAAAAUCUUCCUCCCCCCCCCCCAGCGCAGCCGAUUCAUAAAAAGUGUCACGUGAAUGGAACGUGGCAAAUUAAUGUACCGUUUAGCACCACACUGGUUUGUGUUGCUGCAGCAGCAGUGAAUGUGCAACGUUUGAGUCAUGUGACACUUGCAUUAAUUGUCCGCGUCGGGUGGAGGAGGUUUUGUUUUUUUACGAAACGAAUUUUUACGCCGCCUAAACCAAAACAAGCCAGUUGUGUUCACAAGCGAGAAUGAUUAUACACGUGGAAAAUGUGUGUUGGGACAAUGCGAUCAGUCGGAUUGGGGCUCUCCGUGAGAGAUGCUGACGAUAGCGCAAGGGCUGAAAGCAUCCGCCGUGGGCAUCAAUCAUCAGCGAUGAGGAUGACACCAGAUAGACAGACACUGGCACAAACAAAGAUACUCCGUUUGCCUGUAACAGACUAGUGGGGCAAGGGCUUUGAGCGAGCACCUAUGAAGGCCGGCACGGCACACGAGGGGGUGGGUGGCCAACACCACGCCCGGCCGCCUUUGUCUCCCCAGUGGUGAUGUUUAAACGCCAUACACAAAGUACUUAU
Molecule: messenger RNA, 2428 nt
Organism: Petromyzon marinus (sea lamprey)
Lineage: Eukaryota; Metazoa; Chordata; Hyperoartia; Petromyzontiformes; Petromyzontidae
Source: RefSeq, a predicted model, not a curated record